Messenger RNA from Olea europaea var. sylvestris, 1694 nucleotides. RefSeq lists its product as uncharacterized. Lineage: Eukaryota; Viridiplantae; Streptophyta; Magnoliopsida; Lamiales; Oleaceae. The record is from RefSeq and is a predicted model, not a curated record. The coding region runs from base 420 to 1454 and encodes 344 amino acids. The transcript is spliced from 6 exons.
UUCAACGGUUGACAAAAUCAACUCGUACGACAAUGUCGUAUACCGUUGUCCUCGUUCGUAUUUGCAUAUCCGACGCCUGGAUUCAGAUCCUUCCACAUCAGAACCCACAUUAUACUGAAAUUCACUGAAACAGAACGCGAAUUAGUAGAGAGAGAGAGAGAGAGAGGUGUAAAUCUGAAGGAAAAUCUUAAAGCGAAACAAUGAGAAAAGGGGAUUGACAACGGUUGAUUUCAUUAUAAUACUAUUCUUCAAGACAAAAAGCUCACUUUUUAGGUUUUUUUUUUUUUUUCACUUUAUCACUCUAUAGAUACAUAUAUAUGAUUAGUGCAUGUACAGAGAAAUAAAGGGUACAUGAUGAAUAAAGCUAAAAAGAAAAGGGUUAAGAAAAUUUGAAUCUUUGAGCAAAAAGUGGAAAAAAUAUGGCUGACGGUCUCUGUUUCCUUUCUAAGGAUAGCUUGAUUAUAAAAAAUCCGAAGAGAAAUCCCCUGGUGAUGAGAAUGGUGGUUUUAAUCUUUGUGAUGGUCUGCGGGGUUUAUAUAUGUUCAGUUUGUCUAAGGCAAUAUAGUGCACAUUCCAGUGAACGUCUAUUGAAAGUUCAAGUGGUUGAGAGGCCAUGUGAAGCACCAAUUGUCGAACCUUCAGAAAAACCCUACAUGCAUUUUCCCAAGCCGAAGACUUUCAGCAGGUCCGAGUGUGCAUGCAAUCCUGUGCGUUAUUUUGCAAUUCUGUCCACCCAAAGGUCCGGGAGUGGAUGGUUUGAGACAUUGUUGAACAGUCAUAUUAACAUAAGCUCUAAUGGGGAAAUCUUCUCGGUUAAGGUUCGGAGGAGUAAUGUAUCGACAAUAGUGAAAACUCUGGAUAAUAUCUAUAAUCUAGACUGGCUUACUAGUGCCUCCAAGAAUGAGUGUACAGCUGCCGUUGGAUUGAAAUGGAUGCUUAAUCAGGGUUUAAUGCAACAUCACGAAGCAAUAGUGAAAUACUUCAAUACUAAAGGUGUUUCAGCAAUUUUUCUCUUCAGAAGAAAUCUUUUGCGCCGAAUGAUUUCAAUACUUGCUAAUUCCUAUGAUCAGAAUGCUAAACUGCUGAAUGGGACACACAAAUCUCAUGUUCAUUCGACCCACGAGGCCGAGAUACUUGCUAGAUACAAACCUACACUCAAUACAACAUUGCUGAUACCCAAUCUGAGGCAGGUGGAUGAGAUGGUUAUGAAAUCUUUAGAAUAUUUCAAGAGCACUCGACGUUUGAUCCUUUACUACGAGGACAUUAUAAAGAACGAAACUAAAUUGAUGGAUGUUCAGGAUUUUCUAAAGGUUCCACGAAGGAACCUGAAUAGUCGUCAGGUGAAGAUACACCGGGGGUCCUUGUCAUCUCAGGUUGAAAAUUGGGGGGACGUUGAGAAGACGCUUAAAGGAACACAUUAUGAAAGCUAUUUACAGGAGGAUUACAAGAUAUAAAUACGUGUAUGCACGCCAUGUGUAUAUUGAGCUUUUUUUUUUUGGCAUAUAGCUUAUUCAUUAUUCUUUAACUAAAGAAAGGUAACAGGGCAACUCCCUGUUGAAAUUUUGGCUAAAGGCACGUUGCUGCUUUUGCAUUUUCCUGUUAGAAGUUAUAGAUAUCACUUCAUUUCGACACUGGAGAUCUAUUGUAGCUGAGUUGAUUUAAGAAUGAAAUUUGUACUUUUCCUUUGUUCCUAA